This is a messenger RNA of Vespa mandarinia (Asian giant hornet), 2728 nucleotides long. RefSeq names its product ADP-ribosylation factor-binding protein Gga (gene Gga). Gene Ontology annotation, cellular component: trans-Golgi network. The record is from RefSeq and is a predicted model, not a curated record. Gene Ontology annotation, biological process: protein localization to cell surface; intracellular protein transport; Golgi to plasma membrane transport. Gene Ontology annotation, molecular function: small GTPase binding; ubiquitin binding; phosphatidylinositol binding. Lineage: Eukaryota; Metazoa; Arthropoda; Insecta; Hymenoptera; Vespidae.
UUUACAUUAGCUGCUCUGCUUUUUGUAAUUUUUCUAUCUCUAGCGAUCUUUGAUUCGGUGAUAGAACAGCUGUUUACUAAAGUAUUAUCGACAAUGGCUAUACAAUAGAAAUAAGAAAAGAAUAUUAUUGAAAUUCUAACUAUUUCUUUAUUGAUAUGACAGAGUAUUGAAGAAUAAAAGAAAUAUACAAUCGAUAAUAACUUACCAUACUACAUACUUAAAGUCUCUGUUUGAAAGGCGAAAAAAGAUUAUUCGGCAAGUGAAUCAAGAUGACAUGGUUGUAUUAUUUUAUCUGUCAUUGAGAUAUUUGUAUAGUAACAAAUUUAAUCGAGUAAACAAACUAAUAAAAAUGGAUGUUGUAACAACCAGUCUCGAAGCUUUGAUACAAAGAGCUACAAAUCCACAAAAUCAAAAAUCUGAUAUAGCAGCCAUUGAAGCAUUCUGUGUUAUGGUUAUGAAGGAAACGGAAGGUAUUCAAAUAGGCAGUAAAUUAUUAGCAACACAUAUUCAAUCAUCUAAUGAAUUUGAAGCUCUUCAAGCUCUUACAUUACUAGAUACUUGUAUGAGAAGAUGCGGACCAAAUUUCCAUGCAGAAGUUGGAAAGUUUCGCUUUUUGAACGAAAUGAUAAGACUUGUCUCGCCAAAAUAUUUAGGUAAUAAAACUCCUGUGGCUGUACGUCGAAAAGUAUUACAACUUUUGUACUUAUGGACGAAAGAGUAUCCACGAGAAUCAAAAAUUAAGGAGGCCUAUGAAAUGCUUAGAAAGCAAGGAGUCGUAGAGGAGGAUUCAGUACCUAUUGUUAGUAAUACAGAUGAAGUCUUUAAAAUACCAAAAGCAAAAAAUACGAUAUUCGAGGACGAGGAAAAAUCAAAGUUGUUGCAGAAAUUGUUACAAAGUAAAAAUCCUGGCGAUUUACAAGCUGCAAAUAGAUUGAUUAAAACUAUGGUAAAAGAGGACGAAAGAAGAGUACAAUUGAAUUCACGAAGGAUCAUGGAAUUGGAAUCAGUUCAUAAUAAUGUUAAAUUAUUAUCUGAAAUGUUAGAUUCAUACAAUCAAAAUGAAACAAGUCCUGAAGAUAUUGAAUUAAUGAAAGAACUUCAUCAAGCAUGUGAACGUUUAAAACCCACUGUGUUAAGAUUAGCUAAUGAAACUCAGGACAAUGAAGAAAUGCUUGGUGACGUACUCGCAGCGAAUGAUGCAUUGGGUGAAGUAUUUGAUAAAUAUACUGCUGUGAUAAUACUUGGCCAAAAAGUUACUAAAACGAAUAUUAAUAAUGAUCCAUCAUUAUUGGAUUUGUCUUCUCCAAUUGAUGCUGCUAUUUCUGAAUGUACUUUGAAUACAAAUACAGAUAAAACUAAUAAUACAACGGCAACAAAUUCACAGUCGGAUAUGGAAGUUCUUGGAGAUAUUUUCAAUUCUUUAGGAAAGCCAAUGGAUUUCUCUUUAACUACCGAUACAAAUAUUUUAAUGCCAGAGCCAAUGAUAAUGGAUCCAAUAAAUGUUCAACAAAAUGGAAAGAAAAUUGAUGAUAACGUUGAUACAUCUGUAAAAAAAAUGGAUAGUAAAGCCAGAGCAUUAGAAGAAUUAAAUGAGUUAGGGGAAUCUCUCCUUAAACAGAGCUUGUCAUAUAAAAUGGCAAAAGAGUCAUCUUUGGAUGGAAAAAAAAUGGCUUUAGCUCAUGUCGCAAAAUUCCAACCUAAAUUUGAUCAUCACAAUUCAAUAGGUUUAACUUCUACAAAUAAUAAUAUGACACAGCACAAUAUAGUAGACAAAUCAAUUAAAAAUGAAAAUGAAAAAGUGAAAAGUGAUUCUAUAUCUACAAAUUUUCUUAAUGGUGAUGAUACAUUAGUCGAUAUAUCACAAUCUCGUAACAAAAGUAAAAACAUUGAAACAGAUGAAGAAAACACAUUGAUGAAAGUAAGUGACGUGCCAGCAUUAACUGUUAAUUCUGAACCAGCAAUCAAGCCUUUAACUGAUAUUAAUGUAAAUCUUCAAGAUAUUAAACCAGGUACAAAUCCUCCUAUAACAGUAAUAGAAGAUAAAAAUGGUAUUACAGUAGUACUUCAUUUCGCACAAGACAGUCCAAGACCAGAUGUUUCUGUAAUAGUAGUUACAACAAUGAGUAAAAAUACUAAACCGCUUAGCAAUUAUUUGUUUCAAGCAGUAGUACCUAAGAAAUGUAAGUGCAGACUUCAACCUCCUUCUGGUACAGAAUUACCAGCACAUAAUCCAUUUCUUCCACCGUCAGCAAUUACACAAAUUAUGUUAAUUGCAAAUCCUCUUAAGGAAUCGGUAUCUCUAAAAUUUAUGUUGAGUUAUACAAUGGAUGAUGAAACUUUUACUGAAAUGGGUGAAGUUGAUAGACUACCACAUCUAUAAAAUUAAUAAGAUUAAAUAAAACGUAAGAAUAUGAGUAAUGAUGAUAAUAUUGUUUACAAUACAAGUGAAAAAUAUUUCUGAACUGAACAUAUACAAUUACAUUUCACUCCAUUAUAUCACUGGGCAAAAAUGAAGUUUAUUAGCGUAAGUGAAUGGAACAUGUUCUUUUAUUACAUAUAUAUAUAUAUAUAUAUAUAUAUAUAUAUAUUUUUUUUUUUUUUUAUUCCUAACGUUAUAAGAACAUUCUUUAAGUAUGUAAACAAUUAUGUAGUUAUAAAGGUAUUUAUUUGAAUUGUUCCGCAAAGUAAUUACGAUUCAUAAAAAUAAUUAUUUGCAUAUUAAUAAAAC